Molecule: messenger RNA, 1324 nt
Organism: Orbicella faveolata
Lineage: Eukaryota; Metazoa; Cnidaria; Anthozoa; Scleractinia; Merulinidae
Product: adenosine receptor A3-like
Source: RefSeq, a predicted model, not a curated record
CUAACGCGUAACGUAUUAAAACAGGCAGCAUUGUUUGUUUCACGGAGGGAAGCCUGUAGCCUUGGCUGCCCAGCAAUUGAAUUCUGAUAACAUACUUCUUCUCGUCGUAAAACUGUAGUCGAUUCUCUGAGACCCUUCUGAUCUUUAAACAGACUAUUUUAAAACCGUACGCUUUUAGCUGUAGGUAAUCGGAAACGACAUUUGACACGGGAGACUACCAAAACAUGGCAACAGCAAAAAUAUAUUUAAUUCACCAUUCGGUUUUAGAUUUGUCCUUCCCGCAGACAUCAAAGCCGAAAAUUAUAAAUUUGUAGGAAAAAUUGCAUUUUAAUCACGGCCUUUUUUCUUCAUUCAACAGGACAUUGUAUUCCAAAUGAGAAAUUCUUUGAAACCACAGCUGAACAGAACGCAAGAGGUUGUUCUGUCAGAGAAUGCAAACAUCGCUUGGAGCAGCGUUUUUGCCCUGGUUGCCAUUGUUAUUGUAGCGGUUAACGCUCUUACGAUUAUGGCAUUCACAACCAUUCUCAUCAGCUUGGCCAUAGCUGAUAUGAUGGUUGGCGCAGUAGCGAUACCACUCUAUAUCUACCUGACCUUGAAGACUGGUUUGCAAAAAGGUGCCGUGCAAAACUUAUUUGAAGCAGUGGACAUUCUGUGGGGCCUGGCGUCUGUCUUCACAUUGGCAAUAAUUUCAGAUUGUUCGCCAUUGGCUGGCCUCUGCUGCACCGCGCCUGACGGAAACGAGCUUAUUUUGGUUUUAUUGCUCUUGGAUGUUUUUCUGCCCUAAAUAUCGAUGAUUAAUUUGUUUUAUCGUUCCAAAAUACUCUCCUACUUUGCCACGCUUGACAUUGUUCUCACCGCUUUGUUGACGUCGUCUGUGAUAACAUGUACUGCAUAUGUCGCGCUGUGGAUAAAAGUUCGCUUUCGAGACCGAAGAGGCUUAAGUCGAGAAGCCGACAGGAGGCUGGCAAAAACGUUAUGUCUUGUAACCGGAGCGUUUGUUUUAACGUGGUUGCCUUUUCAGAACCUCCUUUACGUUGUUCACUUUUGCUUAACAUUCCCGUUGCCUACGCAAAAUGCAGUCAACUUCAUUAAGCUCUUGCAGUAUUGCAAUUCAUUCAUGAAUACUGUUAUUUACUCACUGAGAAUGCCCGAGUUUCGGAAAGCAAUUUCGGAGAUCUUUAACUGUAGGUAUAGUUCAAUUAAGGACGAAAUCCCCCUGAAAAAUAUUCGAGGAGAAACUUUUAACACAUUUAGCAGGAUCCUGGGUUCAUAUUCUUCACUGAAUGUUCGUCAUUGCAUGGGAACAGAAAAUGUUGUCUCCUAA